UUUUAUGACUCUUUGACAGUUCGUCCAAUAAUUUCCACUCUUCAACAAAUUCAUCAAUUUAUUAGCAUUCCUAAUCCUAUUGCUGAAAAAUAAGCCAAAUAGUCUUAUUUAAUUAGUAGAUUAAAUAAGCGAGAGGAACUCCAAGAGAAGACUACAUACUCAGAUUUUUAUACAAAUAAAAGGACUAAAGACCAGACCGAAAGAACUCCAUUAUUAAAAAAAAAAAUUAUCAAAAAUGGCGGUAAACUACGAUCCUGCAUAUUUUUCAUUGAUCGCCAAAGCCAUGAAAUUACGAAAUGAAGAUCAAGUAGGAAAACGCCCAGUAAAGAACGUUGUUGUACACACAAUGCUUUGUGCUCAAGAAGUUGAGCUUCUAAUUAGAGAAUUCAAUCCUUGUAAAUACAAAAAACUCAAUGCAACAGAGUGGAUUCAGCAAAUUGAAACAUUGGCACGUGUUCAUAAAUGGGAUGAUGCUCAAGUUAUACUCUACGCCACAAUGCGCUUGAGAGGUGUUGCCAAAAUUUGGUAUGAGUACGCACUGGAGACAAUCACAGGAUGGGAGGACUUCAAGAAGCAGUUGCAAGAAAAUUUUCCACGAAAACUCGAUGUAGCUGACAUUCAUGCGAAGCUCGUUGCAAAGAAAAGACAUUCUACGGAAGCAAUUGAGGAAUAUUUUCACACCACAGUAAAACUAGCAAGGAAGGCUAAAUUGCACGAUAAGUCCAUAAAGGAGUACCUUAUUCGUGGACUUAAUGAACCGAAGCAUCAAAUGAUUCUUUCGGCUAUUGAAUCUCCAAGUCUUACGGAACUUCUCCUCCAUAUGCAGCGUCUUGAGAAAGAUUCAUCAUGUGAUGCAGAUGGGAAGAAAUCUGAGGGUGGAAGUUCUAAGCAGAAAUCCCGUGAAGAGUCUUCUAGGGAAAAAUCAAGUGCAGCUUCAUCUCUUUCAAGAAGACUAUCAGAAAGGAAUGAAAGCAGGCGAGAGUAUAGGUCAUCAAGUGACCGAUCAGAGAACAGACCACGUUUAUCAGAAAGGAGAGAAUAUUCCCAACGUUCCUCUGAGAAGAAUAGAUCUGAUGAUAGAUCUCCAAGAAGAAGAGAAGAUUACGAAAGAUCUUCACGACAUUCACCGGAUAGGAGACAAAGUUCCAGGGAUUCUUCUCGUCAUUCCGAACACUCUUCAGACAAGGAAUAUCGCAACAGAAGCAUGGUUCAAGAAGAAAUUAUGUGUUGGGACUGUGGUAAAAAGGGACACUUUUUCCGAGACUGUCCAAUAACGAAGGCUCGAGAAUUAAAGAAGAAAAGUCAGAGCGAAGAUAGAAGGGAAGACUCAAGGACCAGUUUAAGGGAUAACUUGAGGAACUGAAGCAAAUAAGAAUUUUAGAAGAUCGAAAUGGAAGGAAUCAGCAGAGGAACAGAAAGCAGAACAAGGAGAAGAGAUGAAAAGUUAUAAAAAAAAAAUUAGGAGGGAUAACGACCUGGAGUAUAUGAAACUGAUCUCAACGUUAACUAAACUCAACUUUAAGGAAUUAAAGAAAUAAUUAAAUCAGGUUAGUAAAUAAUUUAUUUUUUCGUUUAAUAGAAUUUUGAAAUAUGAAAAAAUAAUUUUGAAAGAAAAUAAAGCUUUUAUAAAAAUAUAUUUGACUUUUUUUAUCCGCAUUGAAUGGAAAGAAUUUAGAUAAAAUUUUAGACGACUCUUAAUUUAAGAGAGAAGUUUUAACGUCAUUUUGCAACAGCUGUUUGUCAAAAUCGCCGGUACUUCAGUUUUGAGGUUAUGUUGCUUUGUAUCCAAACUUUGCAUUAAUACUUUUUUUGCAAGGAAAUUGAGACAAAAAUUUAAGUUUUUAAAAUUCUCUGUAAUAUAAGUAAUUCACAAAGUAAAAACUAUUAUUAAAAAAAAAUGAAAAACUAGAUAUUUCCUUGAAAAACUUUUUAAAGUAAAAUCAUGUGGAACAAUUUUGAUCCAAGAAUUUUCUCAAGCAUUUCCACAUCAAAGGGAAAUUCAGGAGGAGACCAAAAUACGAUUUUCAGCACAGUCCUUGGAGCUCAAGAGAUAAAGCUUCUAAUCCGGGAGUUCAAUCCGAGUAAAAACAGGGAUUUGUAUGCAAAUGAAUGGAUCCAGUCGAUUGAGCAAUUGGGCAGAGUCUACAGAUGGGAUCCAUAUCAUCUCCUGCUUUACGCUUCCAUGCGCCUAACCGGCAUUGCUAGACUUUGGUAUGAUUACUCCCUGGAACUCAUAUCAAAUUGGGAAGAUUUUAAGCGGGAGCUCCUGAAGAAUUUCCCCAGAACCAUUGACCUGGCAGACAUUCAGGCUAAGCUGGAGUCAAAGAAAAGACAACCGGAUGAACCUGCAAUCCAGUACGUUCACACCACUGUUAAAUUGGCAAAGAUGCUGCAACUGGAUGAUGCUUCUACGGUGGAGUAUUUAGUAAAUGGUCUAGACAAUGUGAACCAUCAAAUGAUCCUUUCAACGAUGAAUGUGAAUACUCCAAAGGAAUUCUUGCAACAUCUUGAUCACCUUGAGAGUGACGAUGAUCACUUUAAAGUGCCCCAGUUGCCUAAGAAUCGAGCAAGGAGUCCCGAAAAGGCAACUCCUUCACAGGAAUCUACAAAGAAUAAACGUAGAAGAGGAUCUCCUGAUGAGCAGAUUGAGAAAGAACCGGCUUCGUCUCCUCCCAAAAAGAAAAAUAAAAAACUCAAACCAUGUAGAAUCUGCAAUUCCGAGGAGCACGUCCCGAGGGUUUGUCCAAAGAAAAAGGAACAAAUGAUGGAAGGUUCAACCGAUGCUGAUGACGCAUCAUCAACAGAUUCGAGAACAUCAGAGACAUCAGCCCUUACGAAACAGGAGAAAGAAAGAGAAGAAAAUGAAAUAUUUCAAUCUAUACUAAAUCUCUCAGAAGAAGAUCUCUGUAAGAAGGAAGACUUACUCUUCCUCUUGCAAUUGGGCGAUGAAAAACUCCGAAGAAUUCGACAGAGCAUCGAAGGAUGUUCGAAGAUGGAUAAAUGCCUUACAUUCUAUCAAGGAGAAUAUAAACUGAUCAACAGAGCCCUCUUUAAAGGCCAACAGGAUGAAGACUUCAACAACUUAAAGUACUGCCUGUCAUCCAAGAUGCAGUCUCGUGUUAUGAAUUUAACUCACAUCAGUGCUGGUCAUGCGGAUUCUGACGAAUUGGUGGAUUUGAUGAUUAAACUACGGCCGGUUUUUCACAUGGUAGGAAUCCUGGGCUCAGUGAAGAGAUAUUUAACUGAAUGUAUUCAGUGUUCAGUGCAGAAAUUGUUCAAUAGUGGUGAGCAACAUUUUACGUGUACAAAGGAACGAUGCUUUAUUCCCUUCUACAUGCUCUACGUUGGCUUCUUCGGACCGAUCCAGAAAAGCAACAACUCCAAUGAAUACAUCUUUGCUGCAAUGGAUGCUACAACACAGUACACAAUACUUGAAGCUGUACCGUCUCCAUGUUGUGAAAUUGUCGAAAAGACUCUCAUGAGGAUUGCAGAGCAUCUGGCAAGUCCAUCACUAGUAGUUAGUCUUCAGAAGGAACCAUUCACGUCGACGCGCUUUGAGGAGUUUUGCAGAGAAAACGGCCUGAAGCAGGGAUUUGUUGUUGAUGUCUCUGAAAAAAGUACUUCCUUUGCAACGUCCAAGCAUCGUGGAUUCUUUCAUGGUGUCAUAACAGAAGCAGUGAGUAAAAUCUGCGAAGCUCCUGAUACAACGGACUGGGAGGAAAAGUUGCCUGAUGCUCAGUCUCAAAUAAAUUCAUCAAAUCUAAAUGAAAAAUCUGAUUUGAAUCCACGAGAAAGGAUUGUGAAGUACGUUCCAAGGAGUGGUGCUCUGGAGAAGGCUGUUUACAUGAAGGCGUGCGAGACAGUCAAAAAGAGAAUUAGUAGAAGAUUUCUGAAUGAUUCAGAUGAAGCAGAUGAGGUAGAAGAAAAAGAAGAUAAGGAAGAUCUGAAAGCAGAGAAGGAAGAACAAGAGGAAGAAAAAGAAGAACGGGACGAGAAUAAAGUAGAUCAGAACAAAGAGAAUGAAGAUCAGAGCAGAGAGGAGACAGAUCAGGAUGAGAAAGAGAAGGAAGAUCAGAACAAAGGGAAGGGUGAUCAGAAAAAGAAUGAAGAUCAGAGCAAGAAGGAUAAUCAGGAAGAAGCAGAAGAUCAGAGAAAGGAGAAUGAAGAUCAGGAAGAACCAGAAGAUCAGAGCAAAGAAAAGGAAAACAAUGCAGAGAAGACAGUACAGAACACAGAGGCAGAUGAAAAACAAAGCAACCAAUCAAACAAUGAAGGAAACAAAUCUAUUUCUCCGAUCUUCAAGAAAGACGACUUAGUACUGAUCCAUCAUCAGGAAGUCGAGAAGUCCCAAAGUCCACGAAAAUAUUUCCCCGGCUUCCAUGGACCAUACGUAAUAAAGAAAGUUCUCGAGGAGAAGAAAUACUUAAUAACGGACACAUCUGUAACACAACUAACGAAAAAGAAAAUUAAGAUUGUUUGUCCUGAAGAAAGGAUUAAGAGGUGGAUAACGCAAGAAGAUCUGGAUGAAUUUGAAAAAUUAAAUAAGUAAACAAACGUUUAA
Messenger RNA from Lutzomyia longipalpis, 4561 nucleotides. RefSeq lists its product as uncharacterized. The record is from RefSeq and is a predicted model, not a curated record. Gene Ontology annotation, cellular component: preribosome, large subunit precursor. Bases 1943 to 4549 code for a protein of 868 amino acids. The transcript has 3 exons. Gene Ontology annotation, molecular function: rRNA binding. NCBI's taxonomy places the organism in Eukaryota, Metazoa, Arthropoda, Insecta, Diptera, Psychodidae. Gene Ontology annotation, biological process: DNA integration; ribosomal large subunit assembly.